Molecule: messenger RNA, 2111 nt
Organism: Cannabis sativa
Lineage: Eukaryota; Viridiplantae; Streptophyta; Magnoliopsida; Rosales; Cannabaceae
Exons: 3
Coding region: 384-1427 (347 amino acids)
Source: RefSeq, a predicted model, not a curated record
UAGAAAAAGGACCUCGAAGUUGCAGAUCCCCCCCGCCACCGUGUUUGGAUUAAAUCUCGCACCAAGAGUAGAAAACUUGUCACUGAUUACGACAAGGAAAUUGCAGAGAAGAUAGUAAGUAUAUAUUAAUCCUUAAUUGAGUUCUACUCAUGAGUUAGUGUAUAUAAUUCAUAUACUAAUUGCUUGAAUAUAUGCGUGCAUUAGGCUCAAUUAGAGGAGAAUCUUAGUCAGGGACAAAUUCAGGUCCAGGGCCAAAACGAUAUCCUCACGCAGGCGCUUGGGACACCAGAGCAUCCUGGACGUGUCAGGGCUGCUGGGUAUGCUAUUACUUCAAAUGUUAUUUAUUUAGUUACACAAAUGAAAUCGUUGCUAAUUUGCAUUUUAUGAUUUGUAGGUUCCUGACCAGGGCAUCUCAACUGUUCGGCAGGAAGAAAAGGGAAGUGUCUGAUGUUGUGGCUCGGCAAGCGAAGGAGAUUGAAAAAUUAAAAGCCGAAGUCCAAUCCCUUAAGCAGCAGAGGAACGCUGCCGAACAAGAGGAAGAAGGAGAGGUGGCUGGUGAGGCGUAUGUUCCACAACCAUACGCUCCUCAGGAUGAGGUACAACCACAAAUUUAUGCUGAGGAGUUUAUUUCCCUCAACGACCAAGGUAUCCUAUACAAUUUUGAUGACCAUGCGGCCCUUAAUCAGCAAGUACAUCUCUGCUCUGACAACAUCGACAAUAUUGUGGCCCGAGGGUAUUUGUACGAGCAUGUGGGUAUGAUCAAAGUUCACUGCCAGGAUUACGAUGAUUCACAUGCCCGGAUCAUGGUUUCGGAAAUCCUGCAAGAGGACGCUGAAAUCCCAGUCCCAAUUGAAGAGUGCAGAUAUGUUAGGGACGUAUACCAGAUGUUCCUUCCUUGGCCUAAACACUUAAUUUUAACAACCGAGGGUCCACUCGCUCAACCGCCCUCAAGACGUGAUGCGUCAAAGGGGAAAGCUCCGAUGCUUUCUCCACAAGGCCGUGGUGCACGGGAAGAUGACUUGUUCACGGAAGAGAAGAUGGCGUUGAUCCCUAAUUCGCUAAAAUGGAUGAUUCAUGAAUUCCUAAGGCUCAAAGAUAAACGUGAUAUAAUCACAAUUCCUGUCUCCCGAGGAUUCAUUGCACCGCGUACCCAGAUCACGUUAUCUGGAAAGGAUUUGCAGCAGGUUGCUACGUGUGACUACAUCGGCAACCAGGGAAUGCUGUUUGGAAUGAUGCACAUAUGGGAGAGCAUCAACGGUCUGAGAAAAAUUUUCAAGUUUUACGACCCAGAGCUUCUCACAGUGCAUGGGAUCAACGAUGAAGAACAGAGUCAGUCUUUUGAUGAUGCGGCAAGACGAUUGGCUAAUUGGUUAUCAUUAAUGAACAACAACCACCAAAUGUUCUUUAUUCCUUGGAAUAUCGGGUAAACUUUAUUAAAUUCUUUAGUGUUAAUUGUUCAUUUCUAUAUUAUGUCUUCAAAUUAUUUUUAUACUAUCUUACUUAUAUUCCAAUAUAAUUUUCUAGGAUGCAUUGGACGCUAGUGGUGGUUGCGCCAAGGAAAAUUAUCCAUUUAAACCCUGUAAAAGGCCGCCCAAUUCCCGAAGAAAUAGAACAAAUGAUCGGAAGGUAAUAAUUUAAUGACUUCUUAUGUAACGAAUUUAAAUUAACUAACGAAUUGAAAUGCUAAUAUAAUUUUCCCAAACAGGGCAUUCAUGUAUAUAGGGGACGCACAUCAGUAUCUUGGCCCGUGGCAAGGAAUUUCACAAGCAAACUGUCCAAGACAACCUAAAAGCCAAGAAUGCGGUUUUUAUGUUUUGAAAUAUAUCACUGACAUCGUCGCACGUGCCAACCCCACCCGUUACAUACAAGAUCAAAAAGCUGUAAGUUUUAAUUAUUGAUUAUAGUAUAUAAAUUUUAUAAUAACAAAUAUAUAAUAUACAUAUACAUAAACUAAUAUAAAUUUUUAAUUUUUUAACAGUUUGGGGGUAAGAAGCAAUAUGAUCCAAAAAUAGAAUUGUUACCACUACAGCGAAAGUGGAUCGAACAAUUGAUGGCGGUGAUUCACGGUGACGAUUGAGGUUCAAAGGUCAAAGAAUUUUUCUUCAUUAUGU